Messenger RNA from Clonostachys rhizophaga, 747 nucleotides. The record is from the annotation of a GenBank genome assembly. NCBI's taxonomy places the organism in Eukaryota, Fungi, Ascomycota, Sordariomycetes, Hypocreales, Bionectriaceae.
AUGUCUCAAAAUAUAUAUGACGAUGCAGGUUUCUUUCGCGGGUAUGCUGCCCUUGAUCGAUCAACUGGAGGACUCGACAACGCACCUGAAUGGCCAACAUUACGCUCCUACAUCCCCAGUCUCCAAGGAGCGCGCGUUCUUGAUCUCGGCUGUGGCUAUGGAUGGUUUUCCCGCUGGGCAAGGAGCAGUGGGGCCACCACUGUCGACGCGUUCGAUCUGUCGGCAAAUAUGUUGGAUCGUGCCAGAUCCAUGACGAAUGAUGACAAGAUUGCCUACAAACGGGCAGACCUGGACGCUUUUCGGCUUCCGGACGAGCAAGAACAGGCUUACGACUUGGUCUUUAGUUCUCUCGCACUUCACUAUCUCGUCAAUCUUCGAGAGCUCGUCACGGAAAUCCACAGAGCUCUAAAGCCCGGCGGAACCUUUGUCUUUUCCAUUGAGCACCCAAUCUUCACCGCUCCGUCUAACGCCCAGUUCAUCACAGACGAGGCCUCUGGGCGUGAGUAUUGGCCCUUGAAUGACUACCAAAUGGAAGGGCUGAGGGUAACGGAUUGGCUGGCGGAAGGGGUUCGCAAACAACACCGCACUACCGCGACCUAUAUUAACACGUUGCUUGAUGCCGGCUUUGAGUUAAAACGGUUUGAUGAAUGGUAUCCAACGGCCGAGGAGCUUGAGAGAUAUCCCUGGCAUAGAGUGCUGGAUAGACCUAUCUUUCUGCUGAUCAGUGCAAGGAAGCGAGCGCAAUAG